Messenger RNA from Scomber japonicus (chub mackerel), 2915 nucleotides. RefSeq names its product general transcription factor IIA, 1 (gene gtf2a1). The record is from RefSeq and is a predicted model, not a curated record. Gene Ontology annotation, biological process: transcription by RNA polymerase II; transcription initiation at RNA polymerase II promoter. NCBI's taxonomy places the organism in Eukaryota, Metazoa, Chordata, Actinopteri, Scombriformes, Scombridae. Gene Ontology annotation, cellular component: transcription factor TFIIA complex. The transcript has 10 exons. The coding region runs from base 151 to 1323 and encodes 390 amino acids.
UUGUAAAUAAGACCGCAAAAACUGUGUUUUAUUUACAAAAGUGAUGCCGGCUGUUUUAAAAUAUCGUUCCCAGUUGUUUUAAACCGUUUUUCGUAAAUUUUUGGCUCUAUUUCUCGCCUAUUUCCGUGUGGUUUUUACACUACGCGUAUAAUGGCGAGCUCGGCUAACUCGAACCCAGUGCCUAAACUAUACAAGUCUGUGAUUGAGGAUGUGAUCAAUGAGGUGCGAGAGCUGUUCCUGGACGAGGGAGUGGAUGAGCAAGUGCUUCUGGAGCUGAAAACGCUAUGGGAGAACAAACUGUUGCAGUCCAAGGCAGUGGAGGGCUUCCACACUGAGGAGCAGGCAGCCCUGCAGGCCGCUCAGCAGCAGCAGCAACAGCAGCAGCAGCAGGUUCAGCCAGUCCAACAAGUCCAGCAAGUGACCCAGCAAGCGCAGGCCCAGCAAGUCAUCCUGCCCCCCCAACAGCAGCAAGCUCCCCAGCAGCAAGUCAUUGUUCAAGAUUCAAAGAUUCUGCAGCACAUGAGUGCGACGGGGAUGAGUGCAGCAGCUACCGCAGCAACCCUCGCUUUGCCUACAGGGGUCUCCCCAUACCAACAGCUCAUCACCAGCCAAGGUCAAAUACUGCAGGUUGUUCGUGCACCCAACGGGGCUCAGUACAUCAUCCAGCAGCCUCAGCAGCAGAUUCUCCUGCAGCAGCAAAUGCAGCCUGGUGGCGUUCAGGCCCCGGUCAUACAGCAGGUCCUGGCUCCUCUGCAGGGAGGUCUGCCUCAGCAAACAGGAGUCAUCAUCCAGCCGCAGCAGAUCGUCUUAGCAGGAAACAAAGUCCAAGGCGGUACACAGGUGAUGCAGGCAGCUAUGGCGCCGCAGCCCGGUCAGGCAGCGACAGCAGCUCAGGUCCAGCAGGUUCAGCAGGCCCAGGGUGCAGCUGCACCACAGGCCCAACAGCAGCCCCAGGCUCAACAGGCUCAGGCCCAGCCUCAGGCACAGCAGCCUCCCAUGAUGCUGCAGGUGGACGGCGCCGGAGACACCUCCUCAGAAGAAGACGAGGAUGAGGAGGAGGAGUAUGAUGAUGAAGAGGAGGAAGAGAAGGACAAGGACGGGGGAGAGGACGGUCAGGUGGAAGAGGAGCCUCUGAACAGCGGAGAUGAUGUCAGUGAUGAGGAGGACCAGGAGCUGUUUGAUACAGAGAAUGUAGUGGUGUGCCAGUAUGACAAGAUUCACAGAAGUAAGAACAAAUGGAAAUUCCACCUGAAGGACGGGAUCAUGAAUCUGAACGGGAGAGACUAUGUCUUCUCCAAAGCCAUUGGGGAUGCCGAAUGGUGAAGUAGAAAAGAAAAAAAAACAACCAACAAACAAAGCAACAGGAGCAGGAACUCUGUAACUCCUUCUAUCCAGUUAACAGACUGUUCAAUAUCCUUCCAUAUCCUGUGACUGGAUUCAUUUCAGGAAACUUCUUCUGAGUCUUUGAGAACUCUUGACAAAACCCAAAGGACUGUGAGGUACCGUACAAACCUGGGGUGUCGUCAAAAAACACUCGACUAGCCUUGCGCGAUGAGAAACUUACAGGGGAAGGGAAAGCCUGCGAAUAGAGCGCUCUCUCUGUUUUUUGUUUCUCUGCCUAUUUCCUGAGAGAAUUCACACACAUUGGAAAGUAAGCAUUUCACAUCGUUCAGGUGUAGUGGACCAGGGUGACCUGACCUGCCCCGCCACAGGAGGUCCAAGGUCAUUCAUUAUACCCCCCCCCCCCCCUCACCCUCCCACCCUUUAGAUGAAAAAAAAACACCUUCAAAAUGCACUGUAGUCGGUUGACUGGAUUGACUCGUGUCUACAUUUAAGUCCAAACUUAGUGCCACCAGUCAAGAUUGCUGCCUUUAGAACGGCCAGAAUCAACUUUUGGCUUCUGAUUUUUGUUCUCGGAUCCUGUCUCAAUUCAUGUUUAUGAAAAAUGGUGCUCCAGAGUGUUUUAUGUAGUUAACCUGUUAUUAUUUUAAAGAUUUUUUUAAGAAUGUGUUUCAUGAAGGGUUUAAAACAAAGAAGGCAAAAUUGCAUUAAUCUUAAGAUAACUAAUAAUUGUGUAAAGGCAUUUUUUUAAUCUUCUGAGUGCUGAAUCCAAAAAAAUAUUGUUCUUUUCCCCCCUCUCAAUCAGCUUCUCUGGAGCUUCAUUCCAACAACAAAAAAAAAGAAAAGAAAAAAGAAAGAAAAGGAGAUCCAACACUGAAUUCAUUUAAGAAAUGUACAAAAUGUCUGAAAGUUUGUCCUGUCGGUGUUGCUCUUAAUUUUUAGUUUUCUGCAGCCGUCUAAAAAUUUGCACUGUCAGUUUAUCGGUGUGUCGUGAAAAAACCAAGUCAGUCAAGUUAAUCAGUAGCCACAGUGUGCUUUGUCGCGUGUGUGCGCGUGUGAGGUGAGAGAGAGAGAGUGAGACUGACUCUACAGGUGUGUGGUGAGUGUUCACGUGUGCUUAUGUUGAUUCAUGUGUGUGUCGUCACCAUUUCUCUGGACAUCUAUUAGUUGUUUUUUCUUUUCUUGCACACCCCAUAAUCUCAAAAAUGUCAGUUCAAACUGUACAAUAGAGAUUUUAAUGUUGUUUUUUCUCCCUUUUUUUUUUUUUUUUUUUUUUUUUGUUAUUUGGUGAGGGCAGGGCGGUGUCCUUUUUUUUUUUUUUCUUUUUUCUUAUUUAUUCCUGAAAGUUCAUGAAAUGUUCUAUUUUUUGAAAGGUUGGAAAGCCGCACCAAACUGUGCUCUUAUAAUCUAAUAAGUGUUCCUUUUUUCUCUCUCUGUUGGCUGGACAAAGCUACAUAAUGCUGUGUUCCAAAAAAAAAAAAAAUCAUUUCGUCCACCAUAUGUUCUUUUUGUGCUUUCAUUUUAUUCAUGACUUUUAAAUGAGAAUAUUUUCUAUCGAAUGAGUUUAACUCCGG